AUGACGAAGUAUUUCAACGAAAUACUAACAUAUUUUAACAAUCUUAGACCUGAAUUAGGUCCAUUCCAAGUUUCAAGAGUAUUAAUGGAAGUUGCGAAGCGAAACGUCGAAAAUUUUCUCAAUAACAGAAAUGGAAAAGCAAAAUGCCCAAAGUCGGUUUCAUUAUAUAAAGAGUUACAAGUACAGUUAGAUGUUGGUCAAAAUUACGAAUUUAAAGAUCUCACAAAGCAAUUACAAAUUUUAUUUGAUAAAUUAAACGUAAAUCUACAUAAUUCCGAUGUUUCGAAACUUGGGUUCUAUAUUGAUGUUAUUGAUAAUACAGAUGCUGACAUUUCUCAACGGAAAAAACUCAUAGGAAGUUUUUAUUUUGCGUACUCUCGUAAAUUAGAAAAUACAACGCAAAUUAUUCGUGAAGAUUACCUCUGCUUACUUUCUUAUAAUUCAAAGCGUGAAAGUCCACGUUCUUCAUUAUCUCCUGGAAAAUCUUUGUCCUCUAACCUCGCAAAGUUCGCAUCAAAGGAUGAUGACUCUGAUGAUUUCUCAGAUCUCAUUAGUCUUGGCUCUAAAAAGGAGUUAUCCCAACCUCUUGUUAAUUUAGGAGAUAAAUUAGCCAUUCAACAGCCAAUUAAGCAGCCAACAUUACAAUUGAAACCUCUACCGCCAAAACCAGUACUUCCACUUAAGAAAAACCCUCUUGAUGACUUAUCAGAUGACGAUGAUGGAAACUUUUCAUUUGAUAGCAAGGACGAUGAUAAGCCUGCAACUCCUCUCAAGAUUAUUGCUAAAGCUCCAUUGGAAUUAUCAGCAACUCCGACUUCCAAGAAAAAUGAAGUCAAACAUAAGUCAAAAUACCAUACAAUGGACUUAUCUCAGUUUGUUUCUAAUUCAAAUAACCUUAAGGGUAACAAGAAACUUGAUGCUUUAAGAGAUGAAGAAGGAGAUGACGAUUAUGUUUUUGAUUGA
Messenger RNA from Trichomonas vaginalis G3, 963 nucleotides. RefSeq lists its product as uncharacterized. NCBI's taxonomy places the organism in Eukaryota, Parabasalia, Trichomonadida, Trichomonadidae. The transcript has a single exon. The coding region runs from base 1 to 963 and encodes 320 amino acids. The record is from RefSeq and is a predicted model, not a curated record.